Molecule: messenger RNA, 4065 nt
Organism: Xenopus laevis (African clawed frog)
Lineage: Eukaryota; Metazoa; Chordata; Amphibia; Anura; Pipidae
Source: RefSeq, a predicted model, not a curated record
AAAAAACACAAAAGAUACAGAACAGUGGUAAGUCCCUGCAGAGAGAGUUGUAUGCUAUCUGGAAAUAUGGCUGGACAUAUUGGGAAAGUGGAAGCAUUUGACAGCUCAAUAGAGGACUGGGCUACAUAUAUAGAGAGACUGGAACAGUAUUUGGAAGUAAAUGACAUACCCCUAGAGAAACAUGUGGCAGCAUUACUCAGUAUAAUAGGGGGCAAAACGUACAGCCUUGUGCGCAACUUAACAGCACCAGAAAAACCAUCUUCUAAAAGCUUUAAAGAAAUAGUGCAAAUUGUUCAGGAACACAUGUCACCUAAGCCCCUGGUUAUAGCAGAAAGAUUCAGAUUUCACAAAAGGAACCAGCAGGAGGGUGAGACAGUUUGUGUGUUUGCAGCAGAGUUAAGGAAACUGGCAGAACACUGUGAUUUUAAGGAUGGACUGAAUGAUGCACUAAGGGACAGAUUUGUAUGUGGUUUAUGCAGUGAAAACAUACAGAAAAGGCUGCUAACAGAGGAUAACAUCACAUUUAAACGAGCAAUAGAAAUUGCAGUAGCAAUGGAGACCGCUGCUAAGGACACAUUAGAAUUACAGAACAGAAGCAAAGCAGAAACACUAGAGAAAGCAGCAACUGAUGUGCAUAGAGUGGUGGCAGGUCAAAAUAAAAGAUAUUCUAAUCAGAAUUCUGGAUCUUGCUACAGGUGUGGGAAAGGAUUCCAUAAUGCAGCAACCUGCAAAUUCAAGAAUGCUUACUGCAGAAAAUGUAAUAAAAAGGGCCAUAUCCAAGCAGUAUGCCUAAGUGACAAAAUGAGCUUCCCUGUUUCAAAACAGCCUUUUACAAAUACACAUGAUGUUCAUAAUGCUUGUUUAGCUGAUAGCACUGAUUCUGAACUUGGAAGUAUUGAUGUGUAUCAUGCAGAUACCGGUGACCGAUCUGUCAUCUGGCUAACACCAAAAAUAGCUGGUAUUCCAGUUAAGAUGGAAUUAGACACAGGGUCUGCUGUGUCAAUAAUAACACACCCGGAAUAUAAAAAAAUAUUUAAAGACACACCUCUUCAGAAAACAAAACUGCUACUAAAAACAUACACUGGACAGAAGAUAGUGCCACUUGGAGUUUUAAAUGCUGAGGUAGAGUACAACAAUUUUAAAUGCCAGCUGGACUUAUAUGUGGUGGAGACAGGUGGUCCUGCAUUAUGGGGCCGGGAGUGGUUACACAAAAUACCCAUUGACUGGAAAUCCAUAAAAAUGUUACAUGCAGUGUCUGCUGAUAACACCAAACCAGUGGAACAAUUAAAGGCCAUUUUAGCUCAAGCCUCAGAAGUAUUUAAAGAAGGCAUGGGUACUUUAAAACACAUCAAGGCUAAUAUAUGCCUUGAGGAAAAUGCACAGCCCAAAUUUCACAAAGCUCGUCUAGUGCCUUAUAGUAUUCGUCCAAAAGUGGAAGCAGAAUUGGAUCGUCUAGAACAAGAUGGAGUAAUUUCAAAAGUCUCCUGGAGUGACUGGGGCACACCUAUUGUGCCUAUUAUAAAAAGGGAUGGUUCAGUUAGAAUAUGUGGAGAUUUUAAAGUUUCCAUUAACCCAGUUCUACAGUCUGAUAAGUAUCCCUUACCUUUGAUUGAGGAUAUAUUUGCCUCUCUUGCGGGUGGACUAAAAUUCAGCAAAAUUGAUCUUGCUCAAGCCUACUUACAAAUGGAGGUAGUUGAAAAUGCCAAACACUACCUUACAAUCAACACGCCAAAAGGACUAUACCGAAACAACAGAUUAGUAUUUGGCGUGGCCUCUGCACCUGCCAUAUGGCAAAGAGCCAUGGAUCAAGUUCUACAAGGCAUUCCACAUACUAAAUGUUAUCUGGAUGACAUAAUUGUGACAGGCACAGAUGAUACAGAACAUUUGGAAAACCUAAAGAGGGUUCUAACACGGCUGGAAGAAUAUGGGCUAAGAGCCAACAAAGAAAAAUGUGCCUUCUUUAAGGACUCUAUACAAUAUUGUGGACAUAUUAUAGAUGCCAAUGGCUUGCACAAGUCUCCAGAGAAAAUCCAAGCAGUGUUACAAGCACCACUGCCCAAGGAUGUAACACAGCUCAGAUCGUUUUUGGGAUUUAUUAAUUAUUACAGCCGGUUUGUUCCAAAUCUUGCAACUGUGCUAUACCCAUUAAAUCAAUUGCUGCAGAAAGGUCAAAAAUGGGAGUGGACUGUACAGUGUGACAAAGCCUUCAAGGAAGCAAAGACAUUGGUCACGUCUGAUGAUGUACUUGUGCAUUUCAAUGCUUCCUUGCCAUUAAAACUGGCAUGUGAUGCUUCCCCAUAUGGCAUUGGAGCUGUGAUAUCUCAUGUUCUCCCAGACAAAAGUGAAAGGCCGAUAGCAUUUGCUUCAAGAUCACUCACAAGUGCAGAACGCAACUAUGCACAGAUAGACAAGGAAGCACUUAGCCUUAUCUGGGGAGUGAAAAGAUUUAAUCAAUUCUUAUAUGGCCGGAAGUUUACACUCAUAACAGACCAUCAGCCAUUGGUUGCAAUACUUCACCCAAAGAAAGGAGUUUCUGCAACAGCUGCGCGCAUGCAGCGCUGGGCUUUGUUUCUUGCUGGUUAUGACUAUGAUAUUGAGUUCAAGAGGACAGCUGCACACGCAAAUGCAGAUGGACUGUCACGUCUGCCACUACCAGAUCAAGACAGUUCUGAGGAAAAUUCUGAAUAUGUUAAUGUACAUCAGAUUGAUUGUCUUCCUCUAACCUGUAAAAUGAUUGAGAAUGAAACCAAAAGAGAUCCCACUCUAGCAUGUGUCUAUGAGGCAACUCUUAAAGGCUGGAAAUAUACAGACAAGGCCCCACUAAUUCCUUACUACUCACGUAGACAUGAACUGACCAUACAUAAAGGAUGUGUAAUGUGGGGAGUUCGUGUUGUUAUUCCCACAAAGUUGCAAUCAAGAGUACUAGAUGAGCUGCAUGAAGGCCAUCUAGGCAUAGUAAAAAUGAAGUCACUUGCAAGGAGUUUUGUGUGGUGGCCAGGAAUUGAUCAACAAAUAGAGCAACUAGCAAACAAGUGCAUUGGAUGUCAAGAGGUGCAGUCUAUGCCACAACCAGCUCCAGUUCAUCUGUGGGAAUGGCCCUCUGCUCCUUGGCAACGUAUACACAUUGAUUUUGCUGGACCAUUUCUGGGACUGAUGUUUUUCAUUAUUGUGGAUGCUCAUUCUAAAUGGCCAGAGGUUUUCUGCAUGAAGUCUACUAGUACCUCAUAUACUAUUGAUAUAUUGAGAACCUUGUUUGCAAGAACUGGAAUACCUGAACAGAUUGUUAGUGAUAAUGGUCCUCAAUUCAUUUCUGAAGAAUUUCAAUUGUUUAUGAAACGCAAUGGAAUUAAACAUUCUACUUCAAAUCCAUACCAUCCUGCAACAAAAGGUUUAGCUGAAAGAUUUGUACAAACUAUGAAACAGUCACUGCGGUCAAUAGCACAUGACAGUGGAUCCCUGCAGCAUAAACUGGCAAGGUUUUUGUUAUCCUAUCGGAAUUCAAUUCAUACAACUACAAGCUGUACACCUGCAAUGUUAUUGAUGGGCCGCAAUCUUAGGUCUCGGUUAGACUUGCUGAAACCAGAUCUCAAUCGUCAUGUGAGAAACCACCAAUUUAAAAUCAGGGGAGGAGAGAGGAGAACCUUGCGGCAGCUUAGUGUUGGGCAAACCGUCUUGGCAAGGAACUACAGAGGGCCUAAUAAAUGGCUACAAGCAAUUGUCACUGCUCAAAGAGGUCCAUGCAGUUACACGGUAAAAGUGGCAGGCAAUCUAUAUUGGCGUCAUCAUAUUGACCAGCUACGUAAUACUGCAGUUACCACUGAGCAAAACCAGACACAAAGCCUUGUUGGAAUUCCCUAUACUAAUGGGGUACCCCUUGAGCCCCAGAUUGUGACAUCACCAGAGGUAACAACCCCUGCAAGUCCAACCGAAAUGGAGAGUACAUACUCUGAAGCAUCGGUGGUACCUGAUUGUUCCGAGCACCAGUUUCCUUCCAUAGAAGAGGGCAACAUUUCUAGGCGUUACCCACAAAGAGAGCAUCGACCUCCUGAUAGACUUAACUUAUAA